UGAAUAGUAAUAGAAAUCCUGCCUCCUUUUUACAGGAAUUUGAUUUUAAGAUUUUUUUCCCCCUGUUUUUUGUGCCUUUAUUGUUCUAAAAAAUUGAUUUACUUCAUCCUCUAAAAGUGACUAAUUCCUGUCAGGUACUUUUUAGGGCUGAGAGCCAAGAAUCAUUUUGAAAACAUGAGAUUUUUGAUAUGAUCUUUGGACUGGAUGUUUUUUUUAAGCAGGCUCUGACCUAUGUGAUGCAUAUUUUUGGUACCAUGCCUUAUCACGAUGAAGAGUACCCAGGCCAACCUCUGUGGCAAUCUGUCCUGCUCUUCUGCUGCAAGGGUAUGAUUGAAGGAAUCAUGGUCGUUCUCUUCUUCUGGCUCCUGGUGCAGGUCCUCUUCACCAAACAAUUAGAAGUUCAUCUUCAGGUUCUUCUUCUGGUUGGACUGAUCGUGUUUUGUCUGUCGUUGAUCCUUGGAUGCAUUCUGUGCUGGAAGAAAAGUGACAUUUCUACAGCAAUCACUAAACCGGCCCCACCACCGCAGGCUGCUGUUGAAACUGUGAUCUCUACUCAGGAGCCAAAUUCCUCAAGAGAAACCGCUGGAUCCAGGCAGCUGUAUGAUGAGCCGCAUGGAGAAACGAUGGAAUAUCCCUCUACCUUUACCAGUCCAGCACCUUCUGAGGGUGAACCUUUCUCUCAUGUGCUCUCUUAUCCAGCUCAAGCUCCAAUUGACGAAGACGAGCAGGCAACAUCUUAUUUUUCCCUGCGUCGCCUAAGCUCACCAAUGCAAACAGCCCCACUCUAUAAGCCCAUUCACCCAAGCCGUGCUUCCCUGCCUUCUUUACCCAAACUGGGGAUGCAGUUUGGGCAAAGCAAAACAUGUAAGGCCAUGCAGAGGAGCUGCACGUUGGCUGGACAUUAUAAAUCCUCAGAUGAACUCAGCAGACUCACCCGGUCCAAUAUCACCUCACAAUUAACUCCUGAAAAACCAAUUCCCAUGGCUCCAGUGAGCUACGGCUCCAGUGCAUCCUGCAAACCGCUAAUAUCCAAACCUUACCUGCACUUCUCUGCCGCCUUUUGUUCAGAGCAGCAAACGCUUACAGUCACUAUUUUAAGCCUCUCUGGGAGACCUCAGACACUGGAGGACAUAACUGUCCUGGGUAGUCUACCACCUUUGCACACGUAUCCGACUCCAGCGUGUUCCCAGAGCAGCUUCAGCCCUGAAUCCAACAACCUGGUGCUGAUCCUGAAGGUGAGCUCUGUGAACGAGCUGAAAAACUGUGAACUACGACUUGCUCCCUAUGUGCAAAAGGAGCAGAGCCAAAGAGCCACUGCUUUAGGGGAAGUAGUGGUGAAAUGCGGAGAGACAGACUGGAAAUCAGAGCAUCCAUUUCACUUCAUGAAAGAACUGGACCAAAACAAUCCACAAAUUGAAGAAGUGUCUCUGAAUGUGUUUUAACUUUUGAAAUUUCGCCUGUUUUUGAGUUUUUCUUGAUAAUUGCUGUUGCUGUUGAUUGGACAAAAGUUUUUAUGAAGCAGGAUCUUCUGAGUUACACUUAACAAAUAAACAACCCCCAUUGCAAAGGUGGUGGACCCGUU
Molecule: messenger RNA, 1582 nt
Organism: Cyprinodon tularosa
Lineage: Eukaryota; Metazoa; Chordata; Actinopteri; Cyprinodontiformes; Cyprinodontidae
Gene: syt18b
Product: synaptotagmin XVIIIb
Exons: 2
Coding region: 189-1442 (417 amino acids)
Source: RefSeq, a predicted model, not a curated record